AUGUAUAGCCCAUCUGUAUUAGAUAUUCCAGCUGUAAUUUUUGACAACGGAUCAGGACUCUGCAAAGCAGGCCUGUCUGGAGAGAUUGGACCCCUUCACAUCAUCAGUUCUGUUGUGGGGCAUCCUAAAUUUAACAUGCCCUUAUCAGAAGCCACUAAGAAAAAGUACUUCGUGGGACAAAAAGCCCUGUACAAGUAUAAGGUCUUGCAUUUGCACUACCCCAUUGAGUGUGGACUGGUAACAGGAUGGGAUGACAUAGAGAAACUUUGGAAGUAUCUUUUUGAGUGGGAACUAGGAGUCAACCCUGUCAGACCUGUACUCAUGACUGAGCCCUCUUUGAACCCAAGGGAGACUGGAGAGAAGAUGACAGAAGUGAUGUUUGAACUCAAUGUGCCUGCUUUCUACCUGUCCAACCAUGCAGUGGUAGCCUCUGUCACGGGAUUAGUGGUGGAGAGUGGUGAUGGGAUCACCUGCACUGUCCCUAUCUUUGAGGGUUAUUCCCUGCCUCAUGCUGUGACCAAGCUCUACGUGGCAGGAAGGGACAUCAUAGAGCACCUCACUCGGCUCCUCCUCGUUCAUGGAAGUACCUUCCCUUUCAUGCUCAAUAAAGCCUUAGUGGGUGACAUCAAAGAGAAGCUGUGUUAUGUGGCCUUGGAGCCAGAGAAAGAGCUAUGUAAGAAGCCAGAAGAGGUUCUAAGAGAAUACAAACUGCCAGAUGGAAAUGUUAUCUACAUUGGAGACCAGCUGCACCAGGUGCCUGAGAUCCUUUUUGCACCUGACCAGCUGGGUAUCCACAACCCAGGACUCUCAAAAAUGGUAUCCAGCAGCAUUAUGAAGUGUGACACUGAUAUCCAGAAGAAUCUUUUUGCAGAAAUUGUGCUGUCUGGGGGCACCACUCUUUUCCCUGGGCUUGAGGAAAGACUUUUGAAAGAACUGGAACAGCUGGCUUCCAGAGGAACUCCCAACAAGAUUACAGCUUCUGAUAGAUGUUUCUCUUCAUGGAUAGGUGCAUCCAUUGUGACCUCUCUGAGCAGGUUCAAGCAGAUGUGGAUCACUGCAGAUUUCAUGGAGUUUGGGACAUACAUUGUUCAGAGAAGAUGCUUUUAA
Molecule: messenger RNA, 1107 nt
Organism: Lynx canadensis (Canada lynx)
Lineage: Eukaryota; Metazoa; Chordata; Mammalia; Carnivora; Felidae
Product: actin-related protein T2-like
Biological process (GO): regulation of DNA-templated transcription
Cellular component (GO): nucleus
Molecular function (GO): chromatin binding
Source: RefSeq, a predicted model, not a curated record